Molecule: messenger RNA, 2652 nt
Organism: Suillus clintonianus
Lineage: Eukaryota; Fungi; Basidiomycota; Agaricomycetes; Boletales; Suillaceae
Exons: 11
Coding region: 1-2652 (883 amino acids)
Source: RefSeq, a predicted model, not a curated record
AUGCCUUGCUGCGAGUAUUGUCAUCAAUAUCGCGAUCCAAGAGGGUUUUCACGCCAUUUUUCUGCAUGCAAAUCCAAGCAUGAAGUUGUCGAAUCUGCUGCUAUAAGCCUCUAUGCUGCCACGCAGCCACAGCAACAUGCCAUUGACACUACUAGUGAGGAUCAACAUCCUCAAAAGAAGAUUCGAAUAGAGCAUCGACACACACCCUCUGCUCAGCCUGACAAGGAACCACCAUCAGAAUCUUCGGGACUGCACCUUCCUAAAUCUACAGCUGAGUCGCUACCCUGGGCUCCGUUCCGAAAUUUACAAGAUUUCGAGUACACUGAGAUUGCUGUGAGGAGUCGUUUAAGCAAAGCAAACAUUGAUGCUCAGCUUCAAGGCAUGCAUAAUGGAUGGGCAAUAGGAAGCAGGAUUACCUUGAGGAAUCAUAAAGACAUGGAGCGGGUGCUGAUGGCUGCUCGUGCAUAUGUUGUUCAAUUCCAGGAAGGCACUGUCUCAGCUGAAUAUGAUGAGCAAACAUUCACCUUCAAGUUUCCAUAUCGUGACCCUUGGGAAGUCUAUCAAAGCUGGAUCACCGAUCCAACACUGUCUCAAGAGAUAAACUGGUACCCCGUUCGAAAGUAUCUGUGUGAAGAAGGGAAGGAUGUUGCUAUUUAUGACGACAUUAAUACAGGAACUCUUUGGUGGGAAAUUCAGGACACCUUGCCGAAUGUACAUGGGCUACCCCAUUGCUUCCUCCCUGCAAUUUUUUGGCUCGACAAAGGCAUGAUAACAAAACGUGUCCGCAAGCACCCGAUGCUCUUACGUCCUGCAUUUCUUCCCCGAGCAAUACGAAAUGGCUCGGGCAAUGGAGGAGGAAUCCUCGUUGGUUAUAUGCCUGUGAUACGUGAUCCAAGCGACCCAUCAGAUCGUAACAGCGCAGGGAAAAUUGCAUUUGCAUGCUUCAAGCGCGAGGUGUAUCACAAAGUUCUCGCUGUCGUUUUUGGCUCUCUCCGCUCUCGUGGACGUUGCGGAGAGGCAAUGAAAUGCGGUGAUCAAGUACAACGGGUGAUAUAUCCUGGAAUUCCAAUUGCAUCAGUUGAUAGUGAGGAGAGCUGGGCAUUAACAUCGACUCGUGCAGGUCUUGCAGAUUAUCCGUGUCCGAAGUGUCUUGUCCAUAACUGCAGUCAACAUAAUUUGGCCAGUGUGUUUGAGCCACGGACCGUCGAAGGCAUGAUGCAAGCUUACCAUGACGCCAUGGAGUGCCAAACCAAAUCCGGGUCUGAGCGAAUAUUACAGCAGAACGGGCUUCACAAAAAUGUUAAUUUUUUUUGGUCCCUCCCUCAUUCGGACCCAUACCGAGCAAUUUCCUAUGACAAACUACAUGCCGAUGAUCUUGGCAAGUUCGGAAAGCAUCUGUGGCGGCUGCUGCUCAGCAUCCUAGAAGAUUUGAACGUCAAGGGUCAACUUACCAUCAACAUGCGUGGUGUUGACAGGUGGUCGAACCUCAAACAUUUCCUGAAUGUCACGACAAUUGAGUAUGCGGAUGGCACAGCAUUCUUCGAUAUUUUGAGAUGCCUUCUACCUUGCAUAGUGCAACUUUUGCCUAAAAACUCGGUGCUCGUAAACUGUCUCCGUGCAUAUGCUCAAAUUCGCACGAUGAUCCAGAUGAGGUGCAUGACUGAAGAUCGUAUCCAACGACUGCAAGGAUAUAUCAAGACUUACAUGGAUUACUGUUCGCGCGUCUCCACGCAGUACGAGAAAAACUUCGAUUUCCUCAAACAACACUUGACCACUCAUAUCAUCCCGGAUAUCAGGCAGAAGGGCACACUUGAUAACUACGAUACUCGUGUUGGUGAAGGUUUCCAUCAAGAGGUUCAAGAGGCAUACAAACAAACUAACUGUAAGAACACCGAACCUCAGAUGGCUAGGAUUGAUGAAAAUCUAGAAGCAGUAGCACGUAUUCACAUGCUUAUAGACAAUGCAAGCCAACACGAAAGCACGCUGGCGAAGAUGAUUGGAUCCGACGAAGUUCAAUCCGGUUUGAAUGCAACCCAGACCCACAGCGCACUGGCAAGGUCCAACGAACACUGGAUCCUUGGAUCACCAGCUGCCGGGAUCACAGAUGCUAAGGGAUUAGCAGAUGAGCUUGUUGCUCGUGGAUUUGUAAACGAGGCUACGGAGUUUCAGAACACUUUGUUUAAUUUUCUGAGGAAGAAUAUCUCACCAGAUUGUGUGGAGGACAGCCAUCUCGAGGUUCGAGUAUUUCAAUGUCUCUACUUGACAUAUCAAUCCCUGGAGGAUUGGAAGGAAGGACGAGACAUUCUACGAUGUAAUCCUGACUUUCACAGUCACGCUCAAUAUGAUUGCGCACUCAUAAACACCGACUCCAAAAUGCUAUCGCCGGUACGACUGCGCAUGCUUGUCAGGUGCAUGACAAGCCGCGGCCCAGUCGACAUCGCUCUUGUUCAUUCUUACAAGCGAACACAGUGGAAGCCAAAGACAGUGUGGGAGGGUAUGCAUGUAUUUGAGCAGGUACAAAGGUACGACUUGGUAAUGAUCAGAUAUCUUGUUCGAGGAGUCCACAUGGUCAAAGCGUUUGGUACGAAGGAUGGGCGUGAAUAUCUUAAUGAUACUAUUGACGGAGACAUGUUUCUGAGGGCAGGAAAUUAA